This is a messenger RNA of Kazachstania africana CBS 2517, 1821 nucleotides long. RefSeq names its product DEAD-box ATP-dependent RNA helicase DED1 (gene DED1). Lineage: Eukaryota; Fungi; Ascomycota; Saccharomycetes; Saccharomycetales; Saccharomycetaceae. Gene Ontology annotation, cellular component: nucleus. Gene Ontology annotation, molecular function: RNA binding; ATP binding; RNA helicase activity. The transcript has a single exon. The coding region runs from base 1 to 1821 and encodes 606 amino acids. The record is from RefSeq and is a predicted model, not a curated record.
AUGGCUGAAGUUACCCAACAAUUCAACAACUUGAAUAUUGAUGAAAAUGGUGGUUACGUCCCACCUCAUUUAAGAAAUGGUUCAAGACCGAGAAGAAACAACAACAAUAAUAAUAACACCGGCAGCAAUGAAGGUGGCUUUUUUGGCUUCAACAGAAGCAGAGGUGGUUUCAACAACAGAGGAAAAUAUAAUAACUACAAUAAUAACAAUGGAGGUUACCGUCAACAAAGAAGUAAUUUUGAUGGUAGAUGGGUCGAUGGUAAACAUGUCCCAGGUGCUAGAAACGAAAGAGUCGAGUUACAAUUAUUCGGUACACCUGAAGAUCCAAGUUUCCAAUCCUCUGGUAUCAAUUUCGAUAAUUAUGAUGAUAUUCCAAUCGAUGCAUCUGGUACUGACGUCCCAGAAGCUAUCACAGAAUUCACUGCUCCAACUUUAGAAGGUUUAUUACUAGAAAACAUUAAAUUAGCUCGUUUCACUAAACCAACUCCAGUACAAAAAUACUCCGUUCCAAUCGUUGCCAACGGUAGAGAUUUAAUGGCUUGUGCCCAAACUGGUUCUGGUAAGACUGGUGGUUUCUUGUUCCCUGUUCUUUCUGAAUCUUUCAAGAAUGGUCCAACACCACUUCCUGAAAAUUCUGGUAGUCACUACCAAAGAAAAGCAUACCCAACAGCUGUUAUCAUGGCGCCAACAAGAGAAUUAGUCUCUCAAAUCUUUGAUGAAGCAAAGAAAUUCACUUAUAGAUCCUGGGUUAAGCCUUGUGUCGUUUACGGUGGUGCUCCAAUUGCUAAUCAAAUGCGUGAAAUGGAUCGCGGUUGUGAUCUUUUAGUCGCCACCCCAGGUCGUUUAAGUGACUUAUUAGAACGUGGUAAAAUUUCUCUAGCUAACGUCAAGUACUUAGUCUUGGAUGAAGCCGAUAGAAUGUUAGAUAUGGGUUUCGAACCACAAAUUAGACAUAUUGUUGAAGGUUGUGACAUGACCCCAGUAGGGGAAAGACAAACUCUUAUGUUCUCCGCCACUUUCCCAGCAGAUAUUCAACAUUUAGCUCGUGAUUUCUUAUCAGACUACAUCUUCUUAUCUGUCGGUAGAGUCGGUUCCACAUCAGAAAAUAUUACCCAAAGAGUCCUCUAUGUCGAAGAUGAAGACAAGAAAUCCGCUUUAUUAGAUUUAUUAGCCGCUUCUGACGAAGGUUUAACUUUAAUAUUCGUCGAGACCAAGAGAUUAGCUGAUCAAUUGACUGAUUUCUUAAUCAUGCAAAAUUUUAGAGCUACCGCUAUUCACGGUGACCGUACACAAAGUGAACGUGAAAGAGCAUUAGCUGCUUUCAGAUCUGGUGCUGCCAACUUGUUGGUCGCCACCGCCGUCGCUGCUAGAGGUUUAGAUAUCCCUAACGUCACUCACGUCAUCAACUUCGACUUACCAAGUGAUAUCGAUGACUAUGUCCACAGAAUUGGUAGAACUGGUCGUGCUGGUAACACUGGUGUCGCUACUGCUUUCUUUAACGGAGAUAACUCUAACGUCGUCAGAGGUUUAGUCGAAAUUUUGGAAGAAGCUAACCAAGAGGUCCCACAAUUCUUACAUGACGCUGUAAGAGACAGUGGCAGAGGUAGAGGUGGUAGAAGCGGUUUUGGUAGCCGUAACAACAGUAACAGAGAUUACCGUAAGCAAGGUGGUGGUUUCUCAAGAAGUAGAGACAACUCCAGAGGUUUCUCAAGAUCUAACAGUGCCAAAUCAUCUUCUAACUGGGGUUCUUCCGCUUCCGCAGGAUCUAGUAGAUCAACAAACAACGGCUGGGGUAACAGUUCUUCUAGUUCAUGGUGGUAA